AUAACGUUAAAAAGAUAGAUUAUCUUACAGCUCGGCUCGUUUUAGGGUGAUGGCUAGCCACAUCUUUAGCUCGAGGGGGUGAAACAGACUAUUUGAAAUUGGGUCACCCGGCAGCCACCUGUAGGCUCCCAGCCUUGACCGCGAUGUGAUGUCAUUGCUAGGGGUGGAGUCCACACCUGGCCGGUCCUAAUUCUUUUAACUAGUGCCCUUGUUUUCUCCAGAUCCUGGACCACAGCUAUUUGAUGGGGCUCCAGGGCGGUCCGCCCUCCACCUAUUUCGUAAACAGCGUUUAAACACUACAUGAAAGUCCAUUCCCAAGAAGACUUACUCCUCCGUGAUGGAGAAAUAUGAAAAAAUUGGGAAGAUUGGAGAAGGCUCCUACGGGGUGGUGUUCAAGUGCAGAAACAGAGACACGGGUCAGAUCGUGGCCAUCAAGAGGUUUCUGGAAACCGAAGAUGACCCUGUCAUCAAGAAAAUCGCCCUUCGAGAAAUCCGCAUGCUCAAGCAACUCAAGCACCCCAACCUCGUCAACCUCCUGGAGGUCUUCCGGAGGAAGCGGAGGCUCCACCUGGUGUUCGAGUAUUGUGACCACACUGUGCUCCACGAGCUGGACAGAUACCAGAGAGGGGUACCAGAACAUCUCAUGAAGAGCAUAACUUGGCAGACACUGCAGGCUGUAAAUUUCUGCCAUAAACACAACUGCAUACACAGAGACGUAAAGCCAGAGAACAUUCUCAUCACGAAACACUCAGUCAUUAAGCUCUGUGACUUUGGCUUUGCCCGGCUUCUCACUGGACCAGGUGACUACUACACAGACUAUGUGGCCACCAGGUGGUACCGCUCACCUGAGCUGCUGGUGGGGGACACACAGUAUGGCCCCCCAGUAGAUGUCUGGGCAAUCGGCUGUGUCUUUGCUGAGCUGCUGUCCGGAGUGCCUCUGUGGCCAGGAAAAUCGGAUGUGGAUCAGCUCUAUCUGAUAAGGAAAACCCUGGGGGAUCUCAUUCCCAGGCACCAGCAAGUAUUUAGCAUGAAUCAGUACUUCAGUGGGGUGAAAAUUCCAGACCCUGAAGACAUGGAAACCCUCGAGUUGAAAUUUCCAAACAUCUCCUACCCUGCCCUGGACUUCUUAAAGGGCUGCCUCCACAUGGACCCUGCUGAGAGGCUGACAUGUGAACAGCUGUUGCAGCAUCCAUAUUUUGACAGCCUUCGAGAAGUUGGGGAGCUGACAAGGCAACAUGACAAGUCAGUGAGGAAGACCCUGAGACAGAGUCGGAAGCACCUGACCGGGGUAAAACUGGCGCACUGCUUUACAGAAACAUCCAAGUUCCAGUACCUACCUCAGCUAACUAGCAGCAGCAUCCUCCCAGCCUUGGACAAUAAGAAGUACCAGUGUAGUACCAAGAAAUUUAACUACCAUUUUCCAAAUAUUUAAGGAGCGGACAGAGUGAUGAAGAACCAAUAAUUUGAAGAAAAAAAAUGUAGACAUUUGAUUCCUGUAGUGACCACAUAUCAAGAGAAAACACAGACAGGAAGCUGGAGGCCACUUGGCAAGAUAUGAAGAGAAAUUCCAGAUCCAGACUCCCAUGCUUGGUGGAGCUGUCCAGAGAAGAGAGCAAAAGCUUGGGGUUUUACCGUUUGCUUAUCUAAGCAGUGGAGCUUAAAGACUGAACAUGAACGGUGUCUACCGCCCGUAGCCGCAACAGAUGAUGUCGAAAGGACUUCUGCUUCAGUUUGCCAUAUGCCACGAGUGGAAAGUGGAUUAUGAAAUGUCCACAUGUGUUUCUUUAGAUCUGUCUUGCCUUGAGUCCUAUCUCUACUGUUGUUUUCAAAUCAUAUUUAAGUAUGAUUUUAGUCCCUGAAGUCAGAAUGUCUGUGAUUCUAUUUCCUAUUUGCUCUUUCUUGAUUUUUCUGUUUGAAGACAUGUUUUAGGAUAUCUAAUUUGGUAGAAAUAUCUAGUCUUAAAACUUUGUAGGUUUUAUGCUUGUAUAACCAAUGAGAUACUUAUACAUCUCUUGCAUAUACUUUUAUCUUUACCCUAAGAAAGGAUGCAUCAGAAAGGGAUAGAACAUGACUCACAGGCCUCACAGAAAGAACCUGUCAGCCAGAAAAUAAUUAUCACUCUGUUUUUCAGCUCACCCUCACACCUGAAGACCGUUCUAUAAGCAGAACUCACAUGAUGUGGAUUUAGACAUAAUUGCUUCUGGACUUUAAUGUGAAUCAGGAAACACGCAGAUUGCUAAUUGAUAUUCUCUCCUUAAAGUAUCUCUUAUUACAUUAUAUAUAUCAUGUCCAUGUAUAUGUCUGUGAAUACACACACUCACACACAUGUACACAUAUGUAUGUGUACAUACCAUGCUAAUGAAUACAGUACAACAAACGAGAAAGUGGUAAAAUGAACACAGGGGAUUUUUAAACAGUGAGACUUAAAAUUAAAAUGACCUUCGACUUGG
Peromyscus leucopus (white-footed mouse) is the source of this 2450-nucleotide messenger RNA. It is a transcript of the gene Cdkl1, whose product is annotated as cyclin dependent kinase like 1. Lineage: Eukaryota; Metazoa; Chordata; Mammalia; Rodentia; Cricetidae. Gene Ontology annotation, molecular function: ATP binding; cyclin-dependent protein serine/threonine kinase activity. The transcript is spliced from 9 exons. Gene Ontology annotation, biological process: protein phosphorylation. The record is from RefSeq and is a predicted model, not a curated record. Gene Ontology annotation, cellular component: nucleus. Bases 338 to 1432 code for a protein of 364 amino acids.